This is a messenger RNA of Microsporum canis CBS 113480, 315 nucleotides long. RefSeq lists its product as uncharacterized. The transcript is spliced from 4 exons. Bases 1 to 315 code for a protein of 104 amino acids. The record is from RefSeq and is a predicted model, not a curated record. Lineage: Eukaryota; Fungi; Ascomycota; Eurotiomycetes; Onygenales; Arthrodermataceae.
AUGCGACUUUUCUUCUUUCCCCGCAGUUUUUCCCUUUCCCGGAUUAAAUCAUGUGACGUCACUGCAGAAGAAGAUGGAGAAGAUGAAGACGAAGAUGAAGACGGAGAAGAUGAAGAUGGAAGGAAGAUUUUGAUAAAGAUGGGAUAUAUGGAUGGGGUGAUAUGCCCGGGCUCUUAUGCUUUGCUGAUAUCUACCACUGUUUUGAUUCUGGAUCAGGCUACACUACCUACGCUGCUACUAGGGGAUACAUCAAAUAUCAGUUCUACAAUAGUAUCCUUUGACACUAGAAGACAAGAAGUCUGGCUAAUAACAUAA